AUGGAGCGCAAGCUCUCUCAUAAAGCUUCGCAAAUGCGCCAAUUAUUCACCCGGAACCAACGAGGCCGUGCAGCAACAAUGAACUCCCCCACACCAACACCUAGCACCUCCAGCAGCCGCUCCCGCUCAGCCACCACCCCAGUCUCGUCUCACCCUGAACUUCUGUCAGACACAGACCCAACCCGAUAUUACCAUUUCACAGACGAACCGGGCUAUUUCACUCCCGCGGAACUAUUAAUCGACCGACAACUUAUCGCAGAGGAUCUGGAGGACGACAUGAAGCAUGCGUGUAGUCUACUAGUCGAAAGCAUCGAACGCGGACUCCCAAUCUGGCCAGCCCAACAAGAUAGCCUGGUCCAAGCUUCACAUGAAACACCAAUGAUCCAAGACAUGACCCAGCUCUCACUAUCCCCCGUCGCAAUCGACAACAACGUCCCAAACCCAGAAUGCGAUUUCCGAUUCAGUGAUACAACCAAAUCCGCCAAGACAUACCACAACAGCUUCUCCGCCAUAAGCGCUUCAGGAGGAAGUCGUUUCUACGGCCGACGAUUGUCAAGCCCACCGCCAGAAGAAGAGGAAUUCGAAAGAGGUCGUCCCCGUGGCCGUAGCAUCUUAACCUACACUACAUCCCCUCGCUCCAGAUCUCGAUCUCGCUCUUCAAGCCCAGGCUUCUUCCCAUACAGCCCACCACAAUUCGAAACACAUUGGGAACGUGAUACUACGCAGAUCGUCGAAUCCUCCGACUUCCCCGAAUCAGAUGCCUUCUUAGGCGCAGAAGGCAUUAACUGGCUACGCGCAAGUCUGGAUCUCCACAACUGGAACACCACAGCGCAACCGACACGCAACUUUUUGACAUCCGCUCCCAACACGGCCGUUGAUUCCGGUCCCGCGCCCCGUCGCUUCUACAGUACUCGACAGAAACCAGCUGCUAAAGCAAAAUGGGACGGGCUCGACGCUCAUGAAAGUCGGGAAUCGGGUAUUUAUCGUGGUCUCUCCAUGAACAAUCUCUCCAUUGAUCCUGAGAAACAUGCGAGCGAUUUCUCCUACCCCGUUUGGACCGAGAGUGGUCAUUCGCCUGAUGCUGUUGGGAAUACUUUGACUUUUUACGAUAUUAUGCCUGAUGCUCCUGCGAGACAUCGGCGGAAACGGGCGUCGGAGUUACUGAAGAAGUUAACUGGGUUGGGGACUAGGAGGAAGGAGUCUGGGAUGGCGGAGAGUCGGAAGGCUGUGCCAGAAAUGGCGUGA
Penicillium odoratum is the source of this 1245-nucleotide messenger RNA. RefSeq lists its product as uncharacterized. Bases 1 to 1245 code for a protein of 414 amino acids. The record is from RefSeq and is a predicted model, not a curated record. The transcript has a single exon. Lineage: Eukaryota; Fungi; Ascomycota; Eurotiomycetes; Eurotiales; Aspergillaceae.